This is a messenger RNA of Momordica charantia (bitter melon), 706 nucleotides long. RefSeq names its product NAC domain-containing protein 104. NCBI's taxonomy places the organism in Eukaryota, Viridiplantae, Streptophyta, Magnoliopsida, Cucurbitales, Cucurbitaceae. Gene Ontology annotation, molecular function: DNA binding. The record is from RefSeq and is a predicted model, not a curated record. Gene Ontology annotation, biological process: regulation of DNA-templated transcription; system development.
CAUAGCUUUAAAUAUUCUUGAAGCUUGAUUUGUAAAUGGAAGCCAAUAGUGGAAAUAGGGUAAGUUUUUUGCCUCCUGGCCUCAGAUUCUGCCCUUCUGAUGAAGAUCUUGUUCUUCACUUUCUCUAUCAUAAGGCUUCUCUCUCCCCAACAGAUCAUUUUUCCAUUUCCUUCAUUCCUCAUCUUCAGCUUCAUCUCUAUAACCCUUGGCAGUUCCAUGGGAAGGCACUUUCAAAUGGGGCCAAUGUCCAUUACUUUUUCAGCACAGUGACAGAAUUGGAAAGUAGAUCAGCAACAGAGAAUGGAUAUUGGAAGGAUGUUUUAAUGGAUGAGCCAAUAGUGUGCAGUGGCAGUGGAGACGAAGUGGGAAUAAAAAAGUAUCAUAUUUUCUUUGUUAGAGAUGGCCCAACAAAAGCAGCCAUUCAGACCAAUUGGGUGAUGCAAGAGUAUCGCAUUUACACCUACCUUUUGAGCACCCAUGGCCCAUCUCAAAAUGUUCUACCAAAAACUAAAUCAGACUUUGGAUUAUGGGUUCUAUGUCGAGUUUUCGAAGCUAAAGAGAAUGGUGAAAGGAGUAUCUUUAGUUAUGAAGAAGAUGAAGAUAAUGAAAGUGAACUUUCAUAUUUGGACGAGAUGUAUUUGUCUUUAGAUGAUAUUUGAAUUACCUAAGGUUUGUUUUUUUAUUUUUAUAAAUCAUGCUUUUUUUU